Molecule: messenger RNA, 4987 nt
Organism: Drosophila bipectinata
Lineage: Eukaryota; Metazoa; Arthropoda; Insecta; Diptera; Drosophilidae
Gene: RecQ4
Product: RecQ4 helicase
Biological process (GO): double-strand break repair via homologous recombination; DNA replication
Cellular component (GO): chromosome; nucleus; cytoplasm
Molecular function (GO): nucleic acid binding; ATP binding; 3'-5' DNA helicase activity
Source: RefSeq, a predicted model, not a curated record
UCAGCAAAACAGCUGCAAUUGUAUUAAUUUUGUAGUAAAUGAAUUCGUUUUGUAAAUGUUUUUAUCCUAAUUUUCUAUUAAACUGAAGUCGCUAUGGACGAUUCGGUCUUUAAACAAAAAUACCAAAAGUACAAACUGCGAGUUAAAUUGUGGGAGAAAGAUUUUAAAAAGAAGAAUGGACGGGUUCCCUCAAAGUAUGAUAUUCGAGAAGCCAGUCAGGAGAUUCGCGAUUCCUACAAGAUGUAUUACAAGCUGAAGACAUCGUUUUUAGAGGAGACCCUCAAUGAUGUGCUCUGCGAAGAUGGCUACGAUAUCUUGGAAAUGUCACAGGCCAGCGAGUUGGGUGUCAGCCUGCUGGAUCAGGACAUUAGUGUCAGUGGAGGCCCGCAAUUGCCGUUGGAUAUAUCAGCCUUAGUAGAGCCACAAAGCUCCCAACAUAAUGAAAAGUCUUCUGAAGGGCAAAGCCCGUUUUCCAAUCUCCAGGACCUUCCAAAUCCCCAGGUGCUGAGCAACCUAUCCAACCGCGAUGAGAACCAUGUGAUACGAAAGUUCGAGGCAGUGGAAGAGCUGCCAAUUAAUCAGAAUGCCUGGGGAAUCGAUGUUAGCAAGAAGCCAGCUGCUCCCCUGGAGGCUUCUGUUUCAGCUCCAGAACAGCUCGGAAAACAGGUCAAGGGUGCGGCGGCCAGUCUAAAGCCCAGCCUGAGCGCCAAGUUAUUUCAGUCCACGCGCGGCUUUGCCAAACGCAAUCCCCGUAAGCCGCUUUCCAAAGGUUCCCUCAAUGCCUCUAAAAGUUCAUCCACCUCCCUCAACACUGGUGAUUUAAAUGCCUCCGAGGAGCUGCCCGACUUUGAAACCAUUCUUCUUCGCAAGGCCCAGGAAUAUAAGGAGAAGGAACAGACCAUAGCUGCCAAUCCUCUCCUUGCCGGUGAUCUUGCCAAAGAACCUAUUAAAACUCAGGUGGACGAGGGCUGGCUUCAACGAAAUACCAAGGAGAAUGCCCUUGAGGUGGAGACGCACACUGUGGAGCCCAAUAAUAAUAGUACUCCGCAGAGGAAAACCAAUUUUGGACUGACCAAUCUAGAUUUAAGCAAAUUAAAGCCAAGAAUUCAGGAAGAGCAGGUCAAGAUUGAACAGGAGGGGAAGCCGAUAGUGGAAGAACAAGCUUCCAAAAAGGAUCAGCCAGAUCCAGCUACAAAGGAAAACCAUAAACCCUCACCUCCUCGGCAGAGGCAAGCUCCUGUAGAACAGGAAAGCAGUUCUGAUUCUGACUCUGUGGUUGCGGAUAGUGAUGAGGAACCGGAGCUGCAGGAAUACCGCCAGCUGGCCAAGCGACGCAGGAUAGUGCCGACCACAACAGGAACAUCCGAAGUAGCUCCUCCAGCGGAAAUACCCAAAGACGCUGAAGCCAAGACUGAGACUGAAAGUAAGCCCUCCGACGAGGUUAAAGACGAAUACUUACCGGACUUCUCCGCUGACGAAGAGAAUGAUGCAACUUAUGAGCCGGCUAAGACCAAAAAGGAAAAAUCCAAGCGGAAACAAGCUGCUGGAAAACGACAAACCACCAAACCCAAGGCGGAACCUAAACCCAAAGCCGAAAAAAAACCCAAAAUUAAAGCCGAGAAGAAGCCGAAGGUUGAAAAGAAAACCAAAAACACCGCCACGGUCGAGGCUGCUUCUCAUAAUCCCGAAGAGGAGGAACAAAGUCAGCCAUUGAACCCUGAGGACCUUAAGUAUGUACUGGCCUUGGAAUCAGGAGACAUCACGUCAGUGCCCCGUAUUAAUCCUCAGGAUUUGGAAAAGGCCGAUGCCACGGCACAGCGCUACAUUAGCACCUUUGCUGUUCCUGCCUCUGCAUCCUCCAGCGGAUCCAACUUCCGGGUGGAUGAAAAACGAGCGGCUGCUCGGAAAAAACUGGAGGAGCGCAUUGCAUCCGGGAAGCUCAACGAAAACUUCGUGACCAUCAACAUUCAGAAGAAGAAAUUUGUGCGAGGCAAGAAGUCAGUUAAUUUCUCCAAAUACAAGAAGCAACAGUGGCGGCACAAGAAGCGAGUAGCUGCCCUAAGUGGGCCGGACAUGGACAUGGGAGGCUGUGAUGGCGGAGUGCUGACUUGUUUCGAAUGCGGUGGAGCUGGCCAUUUUGCGCGGGACUGCAAGGUUAAGGGGGACAGCCUGCUGCCCCUAUCAGCCCAGCUAGAAGAAGAUCCCUCGCCUUUCCCAACGCUCGCUGAGGUCCAGGAGAUGGCUUCUCAAUCCGCACUAGUGAUUCACAGUCGCAACAUAGAAAGAUUGCCCCAAGCAGCCAAUGCAGCAAUCCUGCAACGAGAAGAGCCCAAAGAUGAUGACGAAAUGGACAUCGAUAAUGAAGAGCAGAAGACUGAGGAGGAGGGCUUGGUACCCGAAAGUAGCGAGGAUGAAGAAAAACAUGAGUAUUCAGAACCAGAUUGGUCCAGCGAUGAGCAGGACAUUGAUUUUGAGGCUUUGGAUGCUGCUGUUGAAGCUUCACUUAGCCAGCCAGAAGCAAAACCAGCUUCUCCCAUUAAAACCUAUGUGGGCCACAAGAUUCCCGAGGAGUUCCUUAAGCAGGCUGGCUUGGAUUCCAGCUCCUCCACUUCAUCUCGAAGCCGGCAUGGCGGGGUACAGCCCCUGUAUGACCUCUUACCGGAUGGAAGUGUGCAGGAUACCACACCGGAGGUCAUGGAGGCACUACAUAUGUUCGGUCACAGCAAUUUCCGAAAGGGUCAAGAUCGGGCUAUCAUGCGCACGCUUUCGGGCCUGUCCUCCCUGGUAACCCUUAGCACGGGCAGUGGCAAGUCCUUGUGUUACCAGCUACCCGCCUACCUUUACAGCCGCAGAGUAGGUGCCAUUACACUGGUCAUUUCGCCCCUGGUGUCGCUUAUGGAGGACCAAGUGACUGGAGUUCCGCACUUUCUGCGAGCCCAUUGUCUGCACACCAAUCAGACGCCGCCGCAGCGAAUGAAGAUCCAGCAGCUGAUUGCCAAUGGGGAAAUCGACAUCCUGUUGGUGUCCCCGGAGGCAGUAGUUUCUGGGGAAAGAGCCACCGGGUUUGGGGCCAUUUUGCGCACUCUGCCGCCGAUCGCGUUUGCCUGCAUUGACGAGGCUCAUUGCGUCUCCCAGUGGAGUCACAACUUCCGUCCCAGCUACCUUAUGAUCUGCAAGGUGCUGCGCAAAAAUCUCGGCGUUCAAACCGUACUAGGACUCACGGCCACUGCUACAUUGCCUACUAGGGUGAGCAUCAUUAAUCACCUGGGAAUCGUAGAUGGCGAGCGCGGCAUAAUCAGCGAUACUCCCCUGCCGGAUAAUCUCAUCCUUUCAGUGUCUAAGGACGAUAAUAGGGAUGCAGCCUUGUUGCAGCUGCUUAAUAGCGAACGCUUCGAGCCGUGCCAGUCCAUCAUCAUCUACUGCACCCGGCGCGACGAGUGCGAGCGCAUCGCAGGAUUCAUUCGGACAUGUGUGCAGGACCGGAGGCAACCAUCUCAAGACCAAGGCAAAAAGCGUAAGCGGGUCAACUGGCAGGCAGAGCCCUACCAUGCUGGAAUGCCUGCUUCCAGGCGGCGAACUAUUCAAAAGGCCUUCAUGGGCAACGAACUGCGCAUCGUUGUAGCUACCAUUGCCUUUGGAAUGGGUAUCAAUAAGCCGGAUAUCCGGGCUGUUAUCCACUACAACAUGCCACGUAAUUUUGAGAGCUAUGUCCAGGAAAUCGGACGUGCAGGGCGCGAUGGAUUGCCGUCCCACUGUCAUCUCUUCCUGGACUCCAAGGGCGGGGACCAGAGCGAGCUUCGCAGGCACGUCUAUGCCAACUCCAUUGACCGUCACGUGAUCCGCAAACUGCUGCAAAAAAUAUUUGUGCCAUGCAGCUGCGAUAAGAAUCCAGAAAAGGGCACCGUUCAAUCAAUACCCGCUGAGGGCGAUGGCCCGCGGCCGCAUGUGUGCCCUGGACACGAGAUCGGUUUCUCUGUUGAAAAGACCGUCGAGAUGCUGGACAUUCCGGCGGAGAACAUUUCAACCCUGCUCUGCUAUAUGGAGCUGGAUCCGCGCUGGUGCAUCAGCGUGCUCAGCUCCGCCUAUGUAAUGGCAAAAGUGAUCUCAUAUGGUGGACCCAAGUACCUAAAGCACGCUGCCAAGGAGUGCCCGCCGCUGGCCAUGGCUAUAGCCUUGCAGAUCCGGGAUAAAACUUUUAAAGAUGACUCGAAUAUAAUCGAAUUCUCGGUGACCGACAUAGCAGCGGGCAUUGGUUGGAACAGUGGGGUGGUCAAGUACCAGCUAAAGGAUUUGGAGUGGGUAAAGGUAAACGGCUUUCCUAAACGCUCCCCCAUUACCGUGAGCUUCUACGAUCUAGGCUUCCGCAUCAAGGUUCCGGGGGAUUUUACGGAAACGGAGAUCGAUAGUGCCCUAGACACUCUUUACACGAGAUCCGUGAAACAGGAAAGCACGCAGCUUAUUCAGCUUCAGUAUGUGGCCCACGGCUUGGCGGCCGUUGCCUACAGUUCCGCUAGCCAGUGCUGCAGUGCGGACUUUCCGCAGGAUCGGUGCGAACAGCUGAAGGCAAUCGUACGAAAUUAUUUCCUCAAUGACUACCCGCAGGAUCUGGAACUAGAAGUGGAGCCGAGUAACGUGCCGGACGAGCACAUCGUAGAUGAUGUCCACGCGCUGAUCAACAUGUAUCCGGAUAAUACGUUCACUGGCCGGAACAUAGCCCGCAUCUUUCACGGCAUUCAGAGUCCUAACUAUCCGGCCGUGAUGUGGGGCCGUUGCAAAUUCUGGCGGGCUCAUGUCAAGAUCAAUUUCAACCGUAUCCUACAGCUGGCUAAUAUGGCCAUUAUAAAGCGACGCACUUGAUCAUAAUAACCUAAAGAGAUGGACACAAAAAUAAUUAAGCUCUGUGUUUCUAUGUGUGAUGUCAUCUUAGUCCGUACUGGAUAAAGGAUAACAAUUAAUUAAAAAAUGUGUGAUGCCAUUUGAAAGUACA